CUUCAAUCGGUCUCUCAUCUCCCCGCCUUGGCUCUGCUUUGAUUCUCGAGAGCUGCACCAGUGAGCUCGCUCAAUAAUGCUCUUCCUGGCCAGAAGAGUCGCGGCACCUCGUAUCAUAUCUUGCAGUCGAUACACACCUCUCGCAUUCCGAUCGAACCUACAUUCUCGCUCGACAUUUUCGACCUCCUCACUGUGCUUUAAUUCUGAUUCAACCUCCCCACCUGUCCCUCAAGUAGACCUUCUCACAGACAUAAUACCUGUGAAGCUUUCCAGAGACCAACUGCUUAGACUGCAUAAGCUCUCAGCAUUGAAUGCUCCUCCUGAGGGCUCAGAGGAGGAAGCGAAAUUACUUGAUGGUCUAGGCGAGUUGAUUGGUCUCAUGGAGUUGGUCAAGAGUGUAGAGCUGGAAGGAGACGUCGGCGAGCUCCUAGCGGAAGGAGUAGGAGAAGUCGUCAUCGAUGGAUCAGAACCGCCUAAGCCGACAGACUCGUCCGAGGUUGCAUCUCAACCUGCUCCCUCGUUGUCGAAACCAAAGUCUGGAAGAGAGUUACUCGGCUGGGCCACACGAAAAGUUGGCGACUUUUACGCCCAUCGCAUCGAGACGAGAGAGUAGUGAUACUCAAGCAAGCUGCACGCAGUUGGAGGAUCUCAGCCGACACUCUUGGUUUAAACUUGCCGUCCCCCUUCCGGCUUUCCAGG
Kockovaella imperatae is the source of this 699-nucleotide messenger RNA. RefSeq lists its product as hypothetical. The coding region runs from base 77 to 613 and encodes 178 amino acids. NCBI's taxonomy places the organism in Eukaryota, Fungi, Basidiomycota, Tremellomycetes, Tremellales, Cuniculitremaceae. The transcript has a single exon. The record is from RefSeq and is a predicted model, not a curated record.